AUGAAGCACAGGCCUAGAAAACAUGGAGAGGUAAUUUCGAUGUCGCCCACUUAUGGAUGUAGGAAAGAGAAUUAAGCUCUCAGAUUGAUGAUUCCUCAUCUUGUAGGUCCAUGAUCAUCGUCGUUUUGGAUCGUUCCAUCAACUUCUUCUUCUUCUUCUUCUUAUCUUUCUUCUUGUUUCGUGUUUUCUUCUAUCUGUGUUGAUCACGCGGAAAUUGCAGCGAAGUUGGGCUGAAAUCUGUUGUUUCGGUUGGGCCUGCCUACAGCUGUUCUGGAACAAAAUUUUCCUUCGCAAGUGGCUUAACUACAGCACACGGGAUUCCGAUUUCAGCGCCGAUGAGAGCGACACGGAAAGCCAAUUGCAUGACGAAGGUACGUAGGAAAGCUGUUGAAAGCGAUCGGGGGAGCUUAAUUUUUUUGUUCUUCGUUUUCUGAGAUCGAGUUUUUACUGCCUAUUGUACUGAGUGGUGUAGUUCCGCAAAUGUGUGUGGUUGUGAACCCGAAGCGCAUGACGACUAGAGGAGAGUGAACAGGUCAUUGUCGGGGACUGGUGUUGGUUAUUUACUGACUAUCGCGUCAACCAUUUUACUUCAAUCUAAGUUCCAGACAUUCGAAUUCGCGACUUUUUUAUUUCUACCUGCAUUCUCGUUCUUAAUAUAGAAAAGUUUAAGUUGAAUGGGGAAGAUUAUAUUUUUCUCGAAACCAGUAAGAAUUUCUUCGCUGCGAAAUAUUUUCUUUCCUAGGAGAUUACUUGACAUAUUCAAUGAAAGCAGAGUUUUGAUAUCUGUAUAUCCUUGAGUGUUUACCCGUUUUCAGUGGACAAACUGCCAGGUUAGCUUUUUAUGAUUUUUGAACGAGAUCUUCAAAAUAUGAUUAGAAUACGAAAAUAUUUUCAUAAAUAGUCUUUAUGCGUUUAUGAAUCACUAAAAGAUGCUAAACGGCCAUGGCUACGUCCUUCUACCUAAAUUUGGCGGCCGUUUCUAUCAAAUGUUUUUCUGCUGCUUCUUUUUCGAUGAAUUUAUGUAGUAGGUUCCUUCACUUGUCAAGCACUCGAACAUAAAACUUUCCCUAAAAUCAUGUCCAGUAACGAUUUCAGAAUGGAUCGUGCAUUGGAUCUUGCCUUUGGGAUAAUACAACAUUUAAUCUUCUAUUUCUUAGUCGUAGAGAAACUAAUUCUGUGGUUCUAAUGUGCAGAGAAUGUCUCUGAUAAUGCUCCUAAGUUGCAGAGGCGAAACUCUGAGACCCGUCGUGUACAAUAUAUACGCACCAAAGAACUAAGGCAUGUCUGCAGCAGUAUCUCCCAUCUAUAUAGUUUUUAUCACUAUUAAACAUUUUCAAUAUUUUAAUUUAUACUCUCCUUUUGAUGUUCAUCGUCUCUGGGAUGCCUUAUUUAUGGUUUCAAGUGAACUAUUAGCACAAACACGAUUUAUGAACUAAUAUUUAGCUUACGAUAUGCUACAGGAUCUGUGUUGGAACCUGGAAUGUCGGCGGGAAACUUCCACCUGAUGACAUAGAUAUCAAUGAGUGGCUAAAUAAGGAGGAUCCUGCUGAUGUAUAUGUACUGGGGUUGUACUCUCAGAUAGAAACUGGUUGAGUUAUGGAGAUCUCCCGAUCAAUUGUCCUAAACUUCUAUGCUUUAUCUGAUUUUACUUCUUAGACUACAAAUCAUUCUCUUAUGGAGCAUAUUUUCACUUCAUCCAAUGUUCUUGGCUGAUAACUCCAUGGAAAAGAAGCAUGAGUAUUCUUACUUCUAUGCUUUAUGCCUUCAUAUGCAGUAGACAUAAAAGAAAUACUUGAAAUAUCCAAUUUAGAAUUUAUUGGCUCAACGACGGACAUAUAUAACUGUUUAUGGUGAUUCAGAAGAUUUAUUUCUUAGUUACUUCGUUUUUUAUUUCGACUCGCAGAAUCCUGAGAAAAAGAAAAGAAUUUGGUUUCCACCGAGCUGAAACAGUAUGCUGGUGGCUCUAUUAAACUUCACAAAAUUCUAUUCAGGUUCAAUCUGGCAUGAUUUAAUAACUUCUACAGAUGCGGAGUCCAUAGAAAUAGUCUGGAUAAAUAAAGUUUAUGGUCUACUUCCCAAUGAUUCCCCCCAAAAAGAAUUUCAAUAUCAAAAUAAUCUCUUUGUUGGAGAAGUUUUGACGACAACUUUAAAUUCUGACCUUUGGCUCCGCUAUGACUGCGCCAAAAUGUGAUGCUAUAUUUCAAGUUCUCACAAAAAAUUUUAAAGCAUGGGAUCUCGGACAGUAGUCCAUAAAAUUCCAGCCAUAUUUUGAGAAUAACCAAUCAAUGUGGUAUACCAACUGGUUUACACUCUGAUCAAACUUUGAGAAGACUGGGGGUUUUUAUGUUCAAUGUUCACUAUUUAUUAUUGAUCAAUUUUUUGGAGACACUGAGAAGUUGAAACGUUCGAAUAUGUGCAUUCAAUGUUUGUUUCAAUUGAUUUUCUUCCUUUUCUAUUAGUAGCAUCACGUUUAAUAUUUCAUUGUGUCUGUUCACUAAAGCUUUUUCUUUCCAUGUUUGUUGCAAUUGUGACUAAAUCUUUGUUCAUCACAGUUUUCAGGAGGUAGUUCCAUUGAAUGCCGGAAACAUUUUUGGAAUUGAGGAUGACAGAUCUAUCCCAAUAUGGGAAUCAGCCAUUCGUCAAACGCUAAAUAGUACUCCAUCAGUAGUGGAGAAGGUCAAAUGCUAUAGUGAUCCUCCUUCUCCAUCCAGGUUCCAGGCGUCGAAUGAUAUGCCUUCAGUUGCGGAUGAAAUGUACCCAGGAAUCGAUAGUGAAAGUAAUGACGAAGAAGUCCAUUUGUUGGUUGGUCAGUCCUAUAAUUUUCAAGGCAACGCCAUUCCAUCCAUUGCCCUGCAAGAUGCUAGCUACUCUCACCAUGGCGAUGUAGGGGCGUCAACAGUUCCAGAUAAAGAAAUAGAUUUUAGUCCAAGGAGAGUAAACAGGUUGAGUUCCUUUAGUACAGUAGAAAACGAGGUAAACGCCGAGGCAUAUGUUGUACGACAAAGGAGUAUGGUCAGAACACUGAGUAACUCGGAGAGAAUUGGUUUGAGUUGGCCAGAGAAGCCACUAGAUUUAGUAUCACAAUGCGUUUCAGGCAGCAUGGACUCCUUCAAAUCAGUUGGUUCUUUGAGAUCCUGGCAUUCCUUUAAAUCAGCGCAUGCGGGCUCUGACAUAGGCUCGAGCCUGGGUCAAAGGCUGGACUCUGUCAUGAGUAAAAGGAAAAGAUCAAGAUUUGUUAGGAUAAUUAGCAAGCAAAUGGUAGGGCUUUAUAUGUCAGUAUGGGUCCGUCGUAGUCUCCGAAGACAUGUCCAAAAUCUGAAGGUAUCUACUGUUGGUGUUGGUAUUAUGGGUUACAUUGGCAACAAGGUUAGUCCUAUCCUGUGCUUCGCAUCUUGUUUUACCUUCAUGUCUUUUGAAGCGGAAUAAAUUAUUUUCUUCAUUAGAGUUGGCUAACUUAUUACAAUCCGAGGACCCAUAAAGUGAAAAUAGUUGACCAACAUAUCUAUUGACAAAGUUCCUUAUCUAACAUUUUUUUCCAUUGGAUAUUUUAUAUUUUGACUUUAUUUAUGAUAAAUUUGAAAAAACAUCAUCUAAAAUGCAUUCAGUGUGAAUAUGAACUUAUUACCGUGCUAAAAGUGUAUGCUUGGAUUUUAGCCAGUUUUCUGUAGGUUAUUGGAUGUCAACCUCGUGUAGCAGAUGCCCAUAGUAGGCAUGGUGCGCUACGUCACAAGAUUACAGAUUUCAUUGAAACCUGCUCCUCUUUCCCUAUUUGUGUUGCAUGUGGCAGAAUUUUUAGAAAAAUAUACGCGUUUGGAAGAUUGUUUAGACUUUAAGACAGAUGAUAUUCAGAAAUUGUCAAUAUCAAAACAACAUUGGGGGUUGCACCAAUUGUGGGAAAAUAUGGUAGCUAUCCUUGAUAUCAUUUAUGUCCAUUUCAUUUUUGCAUAUAUUUUUACAAUUAGCUUUCUCGUUCUGCCUAGUUAGCAACAGUCCGUGGAUUUGACAUCUAGGGGAAACACUAAUAAAGGGCCAGGUUGCUAUUAGACUGGUGGAUGUCUAAAACUCUCGCUUGAGCUUUUGAGCUGGAUUCGUUAAAAAUCCAAGUCCAAUACUAAUCUGAUGGAUGAGGGUUCACGCUGACAAUAACAACAGCAAUGGAAAGAGUCAGUAAAAAAGGUCAUCAAGCUGCUUCCCAUUUGGUAUUUUCAAUUUUCUUUCAAACUUAAUGUAGAUAUAUUGGCUUUCCGAAAUAUCAAUCAUAUCUUAUAUUUAUCAACUGGCUUUGUCGAGGUGUCAACCAUAACCUUUCAAGUCUUGAUCAGAUAAGCUCAUUUAGGACACAAUGAAAGAAAAACAAAAAUUACUUAUCCUCUUCAUUUGGCGUCAUGUAUUUAAGUCUCUUCAAAUAAGCUCAUUUGGCGUGAUGUACUUAUGGAACACGGUUUUGUUAAAACCCUUGAAGGCCGUUGUCAUUGGUUUCGUGGUUUCCAAAUCAUUUUCUGUUGUCCUAUCCUCUUCAUGGUCUGUUGACACUUUCUUAGUUGACUGUAGUUGAGCAAAUUUUUAAAUAAAAAUUGUGUCAGGUUUGAUGAGUAUUUUAGCUAUUUGAGAAAUAGAAAUUGGCUGCUAGCGAUAUUUGAAUGUAGGUUGUUAGAAAGUAAUAUAUUUUCCCCAUGAGAGUCAUUACUUAUGUCCUUCCCGAGUCUAUCUUAUUCGUUACAUUAGGAAUUUUAUAGUGAGAUAUGAAUGUAUGCAAAAACUUUCCUAAAUCCUGUUUCCAUUGAUGACUCAAUUGGUUUUUCUGGAAUAUUCGCUUCAUUUCGUUGAAUAAAAUGGGAACCACAUUGUGACAAUCUUUCAACCUUUUCCAGGGAUCAAUUUCUGUCAGCAUGUCAAUAUAUCAGACUCUGUUUUGCUUUAUCUGUAGUCACCUAACUUCUGGGGAAAAAGCGGGUGAUGAAGUUCGAAGAAAUUCUGAUGUGCAAGAAAUAUACCGCCGAACAUUGUUUCAUUCAGAUCGUAGCACCAACCUGCCUAGAACCAUCCAUGACCAUGAGUGAGUAUAAGAAUUCUCCCCAAUAAUAUUAUGAAGAUAAAGCCUUAUAAGGAAAUCAAUUUGGUUUAUUUGUGGAUAGUUUGUUUUUGACUGUUAUCCUUCUGCUGUUUUCUUGCUGAUCUUUCAGCCUCUGUGUUCAAUUAUUUUGAUGAAGUACAAAUUAUAAAGAUUUCGUAAUGGCAAGAACAUGUUGAUUUACUGCAGUAACUGAGAUACGUGUAACAUUACUCACCUGUUGGUGGUUGUCAUUUUUCUUUUCAUGCAAACAUAUAUAUUCUAAUAAAAUGGAAAAAUGAAAAGAGAUAUAUAUGUUUGCAUGAAAACAUAUAUAUAUAUAUAUAUAUAUAUCUUCAUGCAAACAUUUAUAUAUUCUAACUGGAGAUCAUCUCGUGAGCCUGUCAUGUACGAUGAGAGUGAGGGGAGCUGUUCUGACUCUCUAUUUGCCCCUCCCCCCACCCCCUCUUUCCUGUACUUAUUUUUCUCAACUAAUUGAGGCAAAAUGGGGUGGGAUGUGGGAGAGGGGAACAUUUGGGAUGUUUCUUGGGUCUUUUGUGGUGCUUCUUCUUCUUCUAAUCCAUUCCUUUAGCUGUGGAGUUUUGUGAGUGCAUUCGAUUCGUCGUUUACAGUUCUAUUUAGGGAGAGAUUCAUUUGAUCUGUGUAUUUUUCGUCAUUUUAUGCGCUUUCUUCCACAUAAUGAAAUAUUUCUUUAACUCACCACCUUGACACACAGAUUCCUUAAAACUGCGUCAAUUAUGGUGCCUUUUCUUAUUUGUGCCAUAUACAUUCUUCUGUGUUAUAUCUAAUGCACAACUUGACGAAUUACACAUUGUUGAUCUGACAUUUCGCCACAGGUAUUCAUGCCUUUCAACAUUGUUUGGGCGAUAUAUGGUAUUAGAGCUAGAUUCACCACCUCCCAUAUCUUCUUAGAUAUCUCGUGCUUCCUAGGUGGCGAUAUGCAACAUAGUCAACUUGUAGUGGCCCAAAUGUAACUAAUUAUAUGACAUUAAUCGGACUUCUCUGGAUGAAAGCAUUAUCUGAUUUUUCGCCUGUAUGACUGUUUGAAUUUAUGGGAUCAUUCUUUACCUUGAUGUAAGAAUCAUACCAUAUUUCAAAAAGGAAUGAAAUCAGAUAUUCUUUGUAGAUUUACAAACUUCACUUGUUGCCAACUAGUUUUGACUCGAGUGAUAUCAUACUCCAUAUAGUUUCAGAACCAAGUUAUUCUAGAGUUUUACUGACCUCAUUUAAAUGUACAUUUCGUCAGACUUUUCAAUGGUUCUAUGUUGGAAAAAAUAAAUAAAACCUUGUGUUUUGUCAAUUAAUUAUUUAUCUAGUCCAAUUAAGAUUUUACUUUUUUUUUGUUCAAUGUGUGACUAUUCUAACAUAUGAACCAGCUAUAUAUGUGUUCGAAGAUGGUAUACUUUUUAUCACUGUAAAUAUGUGCAUUUCCUGAUUGCUCAGGAGCUUGUAUCCUUUUUCUUUGAAUCUAAAAAAAUAAAAAUGGGCACCAGAUUCAUUUCUGCUGAUUUAGGCAUCUAAUAUUCGUUUCAUGUCAGAAAUUAAUUUAGAAUGAUUAAUAUCUCACUGCAGAAGAAUCAUAUGGUUGGGAGAUCUGAACUAUCGUAUCAAUUUAUCCUACAAUAAAACAAGAGAACUCGUCUCCAAACGAGAAUGGUUCAAGCUGGCUCAGAUGGAUCAGGUAACAUUCUGAAGCAUCUCCUCCAUGAGUGAGUUUCUAUUCUUUGUAGAGAGCACCUUGUUGUUGGAGGUGUGUGCCUGAAGAUGGCAUCUCUUAGGCCAAACACACUCCGUGUUUAGACCUGAUAAUAAUGAAGAUUUAUCUUCUUCAAAUGUCAUCAUCCAAAUACUACUGUUCUUCAGGAGUGAUGCACAUUUAGCAAUUACCGGGAAAUGUAUUAUUUUCUCUAUUCGAUGAUGGCAAAAAAAAGAUAAUCUUGGAUUUUCAUUGAGCCACCAAUCUAUCAUGUGGCAGUUAAAGCAAGAGCUGAAGGAAGGUCGUUCGUUUGACGGGUGGUCUGAAGGUGUUCUUGAUUUCCCACCAACGUACAAGUAUGAGCUCAACUCGGACAAGUACUUUGGGGAGGACCCAAAGAUGGGCAGGAGAACGCCGGCAUGGUAAAACUCCAUAUCUUUUCUGCUUCCGUUUUGCUUUUGUCAUAUGACGGGUAAGCAGAAGGGACUUUGGGUUAGAGAGUGAGAGAGAGAGAGAGGAUAUGUAAUGCAUUCUCCACCAAUUGCCUUUUUUUUUAACUGCAAUUAGCACCAGCAGACUCUCAAUCAAUCAACAUCGCUUUAUUGUGAAUUGAAAUGUCGGUUGGUUUCUCACUUCUCAAAGGUUAUGGGAGUUGAGUUUCCAUUGGGCAGGUGUGACCGCAUUCUCUCAUUUGGGAGGGGCUUGAGGCUUCUGAGUUACAGCAGGGUGGAGUUGAAGCUUUCUGAUCAUCGCCCCGUGAGGGCCAUUUAUGCGGCCGAGGUGGAAGUGUUCUGCUACAGAAAGCUCCAGACGGCUCUAACUUUCACUGAUGCAGAGAUAGAAGGUUCUGGGAUCGUAUGA
Molecule: messenger RNA, 7628 nt
Organism: Spirodela intermedia
Lineage: Eukaryota; Viridiplantae; Streptophyta; Magnoliopsida; Alismatales; Araceae
Source: the annotation of a GenBank genome assembly